AUGGCUCCGCCAACACAGAAAGCCGGGCAAAAGCGCAAGGUCGCCUUUGACCAGCCUGGCCAGUCCUCGGCGGCGCGCAAACGGCAAAAAAAUCAUGAUGCUCGAGCGAUUCCCGUGCAGCGCCCGGAGGCGGUCGUGUCGGCGAGCGGGGAACUCAAUGUGGCUUCCUUCAUCAAGGCUCGGGAGUUCGAGAUCGGUGCUUUGGAGAAGAGCAUGCGCAAGGCAAAGAAGCAAUUGUCUACACGAGCGUUUCAACAGGUCCCCAGGCAUAUGAGACGGAGGACGGCCAGUCACAAUGCCAAAAAGGUGCCGCGACGGCUGCGGAGGAGGGCCGAACGUGAGAUGAAAGACGACAACACUCCUACCGUCACGAAGCGGACGCGGACUCCCUCGCGAAGGCUGAGGCUGCGGUUAGAAACGGCCAAAUCCCUCAAAAUGCUCACCCAGAAGCACAAGACGGUGCGUCAGAGGAAAAAAGAGGCCAAGGCCAACGCUCAGCAGCCCGAUCCUGCAAACCACGUCCUGACGGCGCGUGUGCCACGAUUGAAGAAGAACAGGUUGGCUCAGCCGCCCACAGCGACGACGAAAUACAAGAGGAGGCAGGUCGACAAGACAUGGCUGCCAACGCACCUGUGGCAUACCAAACGCGCGCAUAUGACUCGGCCUACGGAGCCGCUGUGGAGAAUGUCCAUCCCGCUGAGCCCUACGGAGAAGAGUUAUAGACCGAGUCAUCGAGCUGCUGGCACCCAGGGAUGUAUAGCCUGGGACACCAGCUAUAUGUCUACAGUUGCCUGUCUGGGAACAGAGACGGCACUCGACAACAUGCUGAAGGCACUUUCAUUCGCCCCACAAGGGCUCUCACCGGCUAUGCACAAGAAGUGGAAGGCUGGAACCCGGUUUGCUCACGGAUGGAUUUCAGAACGGGACAACGGAAAGCGCCCUAUUUCGCCGGUAACGGUGAUCUGGUUCGAACACCAGCGGAACGAUGCAACGAGCCCGAAGGAUGGUCAGAGCGAAGAUAAGAUGGAAAUUGAGCUCGUCGAUCAGUCCCACGUUACCACUAACCAGGAGCAAAUGAAGGUCGACAAGGGCGACAUAGAGCAGUCUGCAAUUCCAAAGACCAAGAAGAAGGCGGCAAAACGGAAGACGAAACUUAGCCACCAAAUCCUCAUCCGAAUCCAUCCAUCUGCAUUCUAUCAGUGCUGGCAGGAGCUGAUGAAGGUCGCCAAAAUGCAGAAGCCGCAGGUUCUGAUUGAAGAUCUGCGAUUUGAGAUCGGAAGUAUUGAGGUCCAAGGUCCCGGCUCAACCGAGGCCUUACUGGGUGUGAUUCGUGCUUUUCCCGCACAUACUGAAGCUGCCGAGGCGACUUCGUCGUUGUGGGCGUCCCUCGCUGGACUCAACAACCCCAGUAUCCUGCCGCAGAACGCGCUGCUCGCAUUCGAUACGGUCGAUCCCAGGCUCAAUCAUCCGCCCAAGCCGAUCAAGAUUCCCAGCGCCUCGGAACAAACUCUACUGGAUGAGAUCCUCGUUUCCUGGCCGCCCGACAAGCGGCCGAAGUAUUCCGCGUUACUAUCGCACAAGGCGCGCUGGCGGAUCCGCAACACCCUGCCGUCCCAAAAAGCGAUCAAUCGACGGAGAGCACUCGCACCACCGGGCCAUGCACCAUCGGCCACGGCCAAGGAUCCUCGAAUCCCGGUCAUCGUUCUCGCGUCCAGAGCGGAGGGUAGUGCUGCCAAAAACUCCCAAGGGACGUGGACUGUUCUCCUCCCCUGGACGUGCGUCGACCCAGUGUGGCGCUCAUUGAUGUUCUACCCUUUGUCGACCGGUGGCACUCCACGCUUCGGGGGUCUACGUCAGAAACAGCAGCUGUUGUUUGAGCAUAAAAUACCGUGGUUCCCAGGAGAUUUGCCCGGCACCGAGGCGGGCAAAGCUUGGGAGCGCUCUGAAAGUGAAAAGAGGUUUGAUUCGUGGAUCAGGCGACCUCCGAAGCAUAGAGUUGCCUGGGAUACUUUGGACCUGGGUUUGGGAAGGCGCGGUGAGCUCGGAAGAGGUUGGUCUUGUGAUUGGGAGUAUUUGUUUGAGACCACCAAAGAUCCAGCGCUAAUAAAAACCACGCCUCAUUCGGAGUUAGCCAAAAGCGUCUCUGCUCAGACGACGGCGGCGCCAUUGCUUACACAGCGACAGCGAAAAGCGGCCAAAUCUCAAGCAGCAAAAGAAGCCGACGAGAAAGAUUCAAGUCGUCGACGAAAUACAUCGAGUCCGGAAAGUGAAGGGGAGCCGGAUAUUGUACCGGAACUUGUAGAAGAGGUCCAAUUUACCCAACUGUUGCCGGGACAGAGUGUAUCCCUGUUGAAACAGCCCACGCACAUCACAUUCCCACCAUGUCCUGUACUGGUUACAGUUCGGAUCACCUUGCUCGAUAAAGGGACACCGUCUCCAGCUGCGCGAAUCUAUCGCCUUCCAUCAUUGCCAAAACCAGGAUCAACAGCUUGUUCUACUGAAUCAGUGGCACUUGAGGCGGACAGAUCUCAGCAGACCCAGCCACAGAGCUGGAGCUCUGACGGGCCACCGCCCGGGCAACGUCCUCCCACAAUAAGUCAGACGGAAACGCCAACAUCGUCAGUCACCGCUGCUCGCGACCUUCGCUCCCGCUGGCUUGCUCUCGACAACCAUUUCGACGCACACGCACGAAGCGGUCAUUCUCGAAUCUCCAAGAUCAAGACCAACAAAUUCUCCAUCCCCCGUCACCACGCCAGCUACCCACAUGAAUCACUCGCCAAAAUCAAUGUGCUGCCCAAGAAUGCUGCUGAAGAGAUUGUGAAGAAUUUCGGACCGGACAGUGCUUUUGGGAGAGGGGACGGGGAGAUACCCAAGGAGGAGCCACCGCCUCCCAAGGAGAAGCACAAAGGCAAAGGAAGAGGCAAGGAGAAGAAGGCAGUCUCUACGUUAGAGGAUGGCGAAGUACUGGCAAACCCUCUUGACCACGCUACUGAGAACAUGGAAGACCUGGCGCCCCUCAUGAUCGACCCAUUCAAUGAACCGACAGAAUGGGAUAAACACGUGCCCUGUCCCGACCCGCGCGACCUCAUUGGUUUCAUCACGAGUGGUGGGUACAAUCUGGCUGAAGGUCGGGGCACGGCUGUGGGGAGCAUUUGGGGCCAACGGGUGAUUGAGGGAUGGCAAGAAGAGUCUAAGCCGGAUGACGGCCUGAGCGAAAAGCAAAAGGACCGGCAAAGGAGGCUCUGUAUUGUGCGUAACGUCGGCGAGAGUAUCGGACGACUGGGUGUUUGGGAGCUUUGUGGCUGA
Molecule: messenger RNA, 3306 nt
Organism: Fonsecaea erecta
Lineage: Eukaryota; Fungi; Ascomycota; Eurotiomycetes; Chaetothyriales; Herpotrichiellaceae
Exons: 2
Coding region: 1-3306 (1101 amino acids)
Biological process (GO): tRNA 5'-leader removal
Cellular component (GO): ribonuclease MRP complex; nucleolar ribonuclease P complex
Source: RefSeq, a predicted model, not a curated record